UAGUGUGCGGUGACAGACAACCAUCGCUGAGCCACCAACCCAGCCAAACUAUGGAGGAGAUUAACAACAUUGAAGUCGUUCCGUGCACAGAGUCCGACUAUUUGAAACCGUUCAGGGUGCACUAUAACCAGAAUGGCACAAAGAAAUCCUGGGACUUCAUGCGAACCCAUGACAGUGUAUCAGUGCUGAUCUUCAACACCACCUCACACUGUUUUGUCCUUGUCAAGCAGUUCCGUCCAGCCGUAUACAUGAAUGAGUGGGAAAAGACCAAGACGCAGCAGCCUCAGUCGGCUGAGAAAACCGAGGAGGGUGCUGCCGAAGCCGCAGCCCCCGAGUCUCAGGAGGGCCAGUCGGCCUCGGAGGGGGAGAGCUCUUCUCAGUGGCCCCCGGCCUCAGCGGGGGUCACCUAUGAGCUCUGUGCUGGGCUGGUGGACAAACCCAACCUCUCCCUGGAGGAGAUCGCCCGGCAGGAGGUGCUGGAGGAGUGUGGCUACGACGUGCCUGCCUCUAAGCUGAAGAGGAUUACUUCUUACAGGUCAGGUGUAGGUGUAACGGGUGCCAAGCAGACCAUGUUUUACGCUGAGGUGUCCGAUGACAACUGCGUGAGCGCAGGUGGAGGUGAGCCCCGGGAGGGAGAGCUUAUCGAGGUGGUCAAAGUCCCGCUGCACGAGGCCAUGACGUUCGCCUACAACGAGCGUAUACAAAAAACCAUGGGCGUCAUUUUUAGCUUCAUCUGGUUCCAUAAUAACAUGUCUCCCAAGUACAAGAUCUCCACUAAUGUGUAACUAGUAUUAACCAACCCGCUUUCUACCAUUUAUUCCAAAUUAAAUCAAACACUGGCCCAGCACUUCCUCUCUUCCCCUUCUGGCUCUUCAUCCUGUGUUGCCUUUUUUGCUUAUUGGUACAUGAUGAAGGGUGGGCCCCUUGUCUUGUUGCCAGCAGGUAUCUUUAAGUUUUGUCCUGUCUACCUUUUUAAAUUUUAUGUGGUCUUAAUAUUUUUCCUAAAAAAAAAAAACAAAACAAACUUGCCAUAGCUGUUUGCCACUGGCACUUUGUUUCAUUUACUGUGCCAUCUGUUACAAAUGGCUGGAUAUCACUGAUUUCAUUUGCCUGCCCUUGAUUUAAAGGAAUGCUCCACUGGUUUUUGUUGUGGAUGUCGAAUGUUACUUUCAGGAUAUGUUACUGAUUUAAAAAAAAAAAACAUUUCCCUUUCCUCAAACUUGUUUUAACUAUUCCUGCAAAACCCACUGUUCACUGCAAACUCUGUGUUUUAUGCUGCGUUCAUGUCACAUCGGAGUUAUCGUUAUUACAAGUUUCCGACUUGUAAUUACAAUAGGUAACCAAACCAAACAAAUAUGCCUCACACAAUUUUAGUCCAUGGAUUUGAUCUUAUAUUGUCAGCCCACUAUAUUUUUAAGUCUCAGAAAGCCAGCUCUGUCGUCGUACAACAGUCUUGAUGUCAUGAACAUAAGUUGCUUACAUGGAAAUCUUUCCCUUCUCUACCAAUCCAUCCCAUAUGACGUGAACUCAGCAUUAAACCACGAUGCUAACCAGCCAUAUACCCCUGGUUAGCUCGGGUUUGCUAACAUUUUAAUGUGCUAGCAUUUGCAUUGGAGCCAUAUUCAUGCAAACCUUUAUAUUGCAUCUAAUGUAAUAACAAGACACAGCAGAUGAGCAGUGGCUACUUUUUGCAAAUGUUCACUAAUGACAUAGAGGCAAGGCAAAUAAAAUAAGAUAGAAUAAAAACAGUGGAGUAUUCCUUUAAGCCAUGAUCCAGUAAUGCAAAAACUAUGCUAGUCAAUUGUGGGGCCUUGUAACUACGCAGGUGUUAGGUGUGUUUUAACCACCAAUUGUUCAGGCAUGCCUCAAUUAAUUUCUCUGAUCCACAGCCUUUAAGCAAUACUUAUCACAGUACCCCGGGCUAAACAAUCACUCAGUGUCGCUGAACUCAACUCUCACUCUGUUGGAAAUCCUUCAUCAAGUCAAACCAGUCGACAUAUUUGCAGACUUUAUUCACUGCACAGAAGGAAAAAAAAAAAAAGCAUACACCUACCUCUGCACCGAGGGCCUAAUUUCUGUUUUCAGUGUGUCAUUGUACUCAAGCACAAUCCUGAUUUGAAGCAUACUGUACUAGAUUAGUAGAAGAUGUAACACACUGAAAUCCACUUCAAAUGACAUCCUCACGUUUAGUUAGGACUUCAAAAAGCUGUAGUGGAUUUACAGUUUGUUUUCAGAACCAGAUGUUUUGUCUCUAAAAUGUCAGUGAACAACCUGAAAUCCUUUUGACAUAGAGUUUUUAUUGACAUAGAGGAAUUUCUUUUUAGCCUCUAUUGCAUAUUCUUCUUUCUGAGAUAAAGACAAACUGCAAAAUACAGCAAGUCUUCAAAGGUCAAAUCCUCUAUUUAUUUAUUUUUUUUUAAAUCAUUUUCAUUACAAGUAAGUCAUUUCUAGGGAGUUAAUUAUAUCCCUGGCAUGUUAAAGGUUACAUUUUGAACACAAUGCAGGUUUAGGAGCAUGUCUGGAAGGAGUUCAACCAUCUAACAGAUUGCCUUUAAUCAUAAUUCAUUUGGGAAGGUCCAGUGUAAAACGCAAAGUUAAUCUCAACAGCAGUUUGCCAAAAUCUCAGGUCCAAAAUCAUCAAACCUUUGGUCAUAUUCAGGGAAAAUCUCUGAAUGUGAUGAUGACCAGCAUGUCACUAUUAUAGUAUUAUAUCUCAAAAUCACUUGCAGCUUAUAGGCAACAAAGUUCUUACUCUUCUUACUAUAGUAUAUGUUAGUAUU
Messenger RNA from Seriola dumerili (greater amberjack), 2780 nucleotides. It is a transcript of the gene nudt14, whose product is annotated as nudix hydrolase 14. Lineage: Eukaryota; Metazoa; Chordata; Actinopteri; Carangiformes; Carangidae. The coding region runs from base 51 to 785 and encodes 244 amino acids. Gene Ontology annotation, biological process: nucleoside phosphate metabolic process; ribose phosphate metabolic process. The transcript is spliced from 5 exons. Gene Ontology annotation, molecular function: metal ion binding; UDP-sugar diphosphatase activity. The record is from RefSeq and is a predicted model, not a curated record.